Messenger RNA from Macrosteles quadrilineatus (aster leafhopper), 2662 nucleotides. RefSeq names its product zinc finger protein PLAGL1-like. The record is from RefSeq and is a predicted model, not a curated record. The transcript has 3 exons. Gene Ontology annotation, cellular component: nucleus. Bases 242 to 1786 code for a protein of 514 amino acids. Lineage: Eukaryota; Metazoa; Arthropoda; Insecta; Hemiptera; Cicadellidae.
GGUUCUCUUUAUUAAUUAGAAGUUGAUUAGUUAUCAUGAUACCAGUCCCUUUUCACAUUUUGAGAGGAAACCCGAUAUAUCAAAAAACAAAUCUCUUUUUCAAAGUAAAUUUGGAAUUUUGCUCCUUUUAAAGAAACAAUAUAAGUUAUUUCACGUGGAUUGAGUUUUCUAACAAACUGUGGGCUCUGCUGUUUGUUGUGCGGUCAACUGGUGAUUGUUGAACCAGGAAUAUGCCUUCGACAUGGGAUCCAAACCUCCAUCUGACCAGUCUCCAGGGGUGGGCCCCCAGUUGCGAUCGCACGGCCCGGUGGUUCAGCAGUGCUCGGUUUGCAGGCAUUCCCUCGAAGCAUGUCUAUGUGCCACUCCAUCCACGUCCGCAGGCCUACCUGCGCGACGCACGAGACCAAGAAAGCGACCGCCGCAGUCAGAGCGGGAGGAGGCUCCCCCCACGGCGCGCAGACAGCUGUUCUCAGAGAGUAGAGCACGCCACUCCUGCCCUCACUGCCCCAAGAGCUUCGGCAGUCCCGGCAAGCUGAGUCAACACCUUUACUCUCACACAGGAGAACGACCGUUUGUGUGUCAGCAUUGCAGCAAGGCCUUCUCAUCUCGCUUCAAACUGGUCCGCCACGCUCUCAUACACUCGGACACUCGACAGUAUCGGUGUAAUACCUGCGGACGGACUUUUCACCGAAAAGAUCACUUGAAAAAUCAUUCUAAGGUUCACAGUCCUCUGAAACAGCGGUUCAAAUGCGAUCGAGAAGGUUGUGGAAAAGAGUACAGUUCUCCGAUUAGUUUUCGAAAGCACGUAGCCGUCCAUGCGGCGGAAGACGGUAAUCUCGAGUGUACGAUUUGUAAUAAAGUAUGUGCGACAAAAGAAGAAAUAGUUUUGCAUUUAAAAAUCCACGCCGGUUCUCGGACCGUUAAAACACAAGCGGAUCGAAAAUACAGAUGUGAGUAUUGCGAGAGAAGCUUCUUCACCGGAAAGGAUGUGAGGCGCCAUCUGGUCGUUCAUACCGGUAGGAGGGAUUUUUUAUGCCAGUUUUGUCCUCAACGUUUCGGAAGAAAAGACCAUCUCGUCAGACAUAUAAAAAAGAGCCACAACCAUGGAGGGAAGAAAGGAAAGAAAAAGGCAGAUCAGAAAACAAAGUCCGUCACCGCUAUAUUGGAAGAAGCUUCUACUAGCAGACUAGAAGACGAGGAACUCCCACUGCUAGACGUUAAAAGUGAAAGUAGAUCUUCUCUCGGAAUGUUCGACGACGAGGAAGAUGACGAAACAAAUUUACCUGCCAGUAGUGAAAUAUUUAAAGCGGACUCUGAAACGUUGAGACAGAUCGGUCAACCAGAAGAAUUACUGUCGGAAACAAGCGGAAGCAUGAUGUCCGAUACAAUUUACCAAAGCCCACCUCCCCCAUACCCUCAUCACAUGUCCAGCCUCGAUCCAGGUAUGAGUUAUGAAGAGAUUCCGAGGGGCUCGUCGUCAGAAGUGAUUGAUAUUAAAGCCGAGGAGUUUAUCACUCUUCUGCCUCAUCAGUUCCCUCCCAACCUCCUGCUGACCACUGCGGACGAGUCAGACCCCCUCCCCUUGUCAAUCAUGUCUGGCAGUCACUUCAUGGAGGUGGAGGAAGAACAGUCGUUGAGCAGACAGAUCCUGCAGAUGUCUGGUCCUAGUCAGGGCUCCUCCUCUGAUGCUGACUUGGUCAUACCAGGCUUCUUGUCUCCCGGAGAUACUCCUAGUAGCUCUACUCCGCUGCCGGGCUUCAACCAAGCUUUCCAACAAAAUCCAUAACAUUUACAUUGGUUUGAUACUUAUACCUAUGACUAUGAUACAACUAGACAUCCCAUUCCCGGUUAAGUUACUGUCAGCAUUAGAAUGAAUAUGGACUUAACUUAAUUAAGCCAUCAACAAAGAAGGAGUCAAACUGAUUGAAUCACUUAUUGUAACCCAUAGUAUAUUUUGCGUAAUUUCAACUGUCUCAGUAACAAAACUAAGGGAUAAAAUCAAGUUUUAGACUGUAGCGCACUGCAUGACUGCAUGAGUGGCUUAUCCAACCAAGUUCUUUAUGAAUAAAAUUUGGCCACAGCUGGUUCAUAUAGAUGGGAUGUCUAAUUCAGUAUCUUAAGUCAACACCUAACUACUUUUCAGUUGAGGCUGUAUUCGAUGAAUUAUUUUCUAACUCUUGAGUUCUUCAUAAAUUCUGUUUGUGUACGUUAGGACAUUUUUUCUAAGCCCUCAUGAGUUGGGCCUAGACAAUAAAAUCAGUACACACUUCUUCUUUUCAGUCUUCAACUACAAACUAGACGACUUGUUAUUUUAUGAGUUUUAAAAUCUCAACCCGGUCCAAUAUUUUAGCUGUGAUAAGUGAUUAAACCACCCCAUGAAAAUACUACCUCCAUUUCUACAAAUUUACAAGUGACAAUUUUAUAUCAAUAACCUGCCAACCUGAGAUCUUAUACCACAUAAACUAUGAAACAUUAAGGGUGUGCCUUACAAUAUAUUCCCACAUAGGCCUACUAGAGAAUUUUAAAGCGCUGGAAAUUGUUUAACUAAGGUGAUUUAUAUUACCUGUUGAAAUAAAAUUGACAUAUUACAUCACUUAAGAAUUCUACAUACAUAGCUACUUUCAAAAAUGAUUAGUGUGAACAAAUGUUGCAACCAGUUUUU